AUGGAGGAAAGACUAGGCCACGAAUUGCUUCUUCUAAGCGUAUCAAACCCGUCCGAGAGAUUGGGACAGGCGUCUGUUGGUUGGAGUGUUGAUACGAUCUUCACGAAAAGAAACAUGUCAAUCUCGGCUUAUGUUGAUGAGAAGAAGAAAGAGUCUUGGG
Molecule: messenger RNA, 160 nt
Organism: Arabis nemorensis
Lineage: Eukaryota; Viridiplantae; Streptophyta; Magnoliopsida; Brassicales; Brassicaceae
Source: the annotation of a GenBank genome assembly